This is a messenger RNA of Pangasianodon hypophthalmus (striped catfish), 6789 nucleotides long. RefSeq names its product BCL11 transcription factor B a (gene bcl11ba). Bases 918 to 3377 code for a protein of 819 amino acids. Gene Ontology annotation, cellular component: nucleus. Gene Ontology annotation, biological process: positive regulation of transcription by RNA polymerase II. The record is from RefSeq and is a predicted model, not a curated record. Gene Ontology annotation, molecular function: RNA polymerase II cis-regulatory region sequence-specific DNA binding; DNA-binding transcription factor activity. NCBI's taxonomy places the organism in Eukaryota, Metazoa, Chordata, Actinopteri, Siluriformes, Pangasiidae. The transcript has 3 exons.
ACCACUGUAUGCUGGACUUAAACGUCACGUCCGCACAUGAACUUGAAUUUUUAUCCCAUCGCAGGGAGCCACAGACACACAGAGCGGAGAGACAGAAAGAGAGAGAGAGAGAGAGAGGAGAGAAGAGAAAGGACAGAGCUCCCGGACAAGCAGGACGCAAGAGAAAGGCACGCGGGGAGAAAAGACAGGAAAGAAAGCAGAGAGCUCGCAGGUGUCCCGGUGCAUUUAAAAAAAAAAAAAAAGAAAGAAAGAAAGAAAGAAAGAAAGAAAGAAGAAGAUAAAUAAGAAGAGAAAAGAGGAGGUGGAGGUGGAGGUGAAGCCUGAUGUGGCCGGAGCGCAUAGAGGAGCAGAGCGCAGGGAGCCGGAGGAGCGCGCAGUCGGAAACACCGCGCCAGCACUGAGCUCGCGCUCUGCCGCGGACACACACACACACACACACACCCACACACACGCGCACACACACACACACACACACACACAUACAUACAUACACACACAUGCACAUACACACACACACACCGGGAUCAUCACAUGAUUAGAUUAAUGCAUUAUUCUUUCUAACCAAACUGAAACAGCACGUGCAUGCAUGAUCCGGAGCAGCUGAGCUUCGCUUCCUCGAGCUUCUUCGUCCUGAAAAUCAAAUCAAAUCAAAUCAAAAAGGAUACUGGACAAACACAUCGCACGCUUCUUUUUCUUCUUCAUCUUCUUCUUCAUCGUUUUCACCCUCACCUGAGCGCGUAAGAGCCUGAACCCGAGCGCGUGGGCAAGUCAACAAACUCCGAAAGUUCCUCCAAAAAAAAAAAAAAAAAACCAGAAGAAGAAAAAAGGGGGAGAAAAAAAAGGACACGGAGAAUCUGAGUACGCCGGGGAUGCCACUGUAGCUGCCACUGUAGCUGCCAGUGUAGAUGCCAGUGUAGAUGCCAGGCAGGGCGAUGUCCCGUCGCAAGCAGGGAAACCCUCAGCAUCUAUCACAGAGGGAGAUUAUAAGCACUGAAGCUGAGCAUGUGGAUGCAGACCUGUCGCUGGCCGAGCUCGCCGGCCACCACACCUCCAUGCUGCUGGACCCCAACAUGGUCGCCCCUCUGCCCCCGGGCCUCGGAGACCACGACCUCCUGACGUGUGGCCAGUGCCAGGAGACCUUCCCACUGGGCCACAUCCUGCUCUUCAUUGAGCACAAGAAGAAGCAGUGCCAUGGCCCCGCCGGCACCCACGGCUGCUAUGAUAAGAUGGCGGACCGCAGCAGCCCCUCGCCGCCGCGCACCGAGCUGAGAAAGGUGGAGGAACCGGUCGAAAUCGGAAUCCAGGUGACACCCGAGGACGAGGAUGAGAGACUGCUCACGCCUCUGAAAGGAAUUUGCCCUAAGCUAGAGAGCGGCCUGGCAGGUAGAGAUGAACCUUCGAGCUACAUAUGCACAACAUGCAAGCAACCCUUCCCCAGCGCCUGGUUCCUCCUUCAGCAUGCCCAGAACACCCAUGGGAUCCGUAUCUACCUGGAACCCAAUGGCUCCAACACUUCGCUUACUCCCCGGAUCACUCUUCCUCCUCCAAUUGGUGCUGAGUCCAUACCCCAGUCCCCUCUGACCAACUUCUUAGGGGACAACAACCCAUUCCAUCUGCUCCGGAUGACCGGGCCGCUGCUCCGAGAACCCACACCGGGCUUUGUUGAGAACCGUCUCCCAAACACACCCCCCUUUGUUAGCCCCCCUCCACGCCACCAUCUAGAUCCCCAUCGCCUGGAACGCCUUAGCGCCGAGGAAAUGGGUUUGAUUUCCCAGCAUCCCAGUGCCUUCGAGAGAGUGAUGCGCUUGACACCCAUGGCCAUGGAGACCCAGUCCAUGGAUUUCUCGCGUCGUCUGCGAGAGCUGGCGGGCAACAACAACUCCACCCCUCCGCUCUCACCCAGUCGUGCCAACCCUAUGCACCGCCUGCUCAAUCCCAACCCCUUCCAGCCUAACCGCAAGUCACCCUUCCUGAGCACUCCUCCACUGCCGCCAAUACCCCCAAACAGCACCACACCACCUCAGACACAGGACAAGAGCAAAUCCUGUGAAUUCUGUGGGAAGACCUUCAAGUUCCAGAGCAACCUGAUAGUGCACCGGCGAAGCCACACAGGUGAGAAGCCUUAUAAGUGCCAGCUUUGUGAUCACGCCUGUUCUCAAGCCAGCAAGCUGAAGCGCCACAUGAAGACCCACAUGCACAAACCUGGCUCAGUGACAGGUCGCUCAGAUGAUGGCCUCUCUACUACCAGUUCACCUGAGCCAGGUACUAGCGAUGUCACAGGAGAUCCCAUGAAGAACAGGGAUGGUGACUUCCAAGGCGAGGGAAUAGGGCCAGAGAAUGAAGAAGAGGAAGAGGAGGAAGAAGAGGAGGAACUAGAGAAUGAGAGUAGGCCUGAGUCAAAUUUCAGUAUGGACUCGGAGUUAAGCCGUAACAGGGAGAAUGGCUCCAAACCCCCAAAUGAUGAGAAGAGCCUCUCCUUGGGUAAAAUGGUAGACAAUGUGGGGCUGAACUCUAUUCAGCAGUACAAUAACUUGAUCGUUGACAAUCGUAAAAGGCUUCCCUUCUCAAAGAGGGGCUCUGAUGGACAGAGAGACACAGGAGAUGAGGACUCGGUGGUGGAGGAAAUGGAUCAUGUGGAGCGGGCCACCGUGAACGGCAGGAACUGUGGCUCGGGCGAUUCUUUCUCAGGCCUGUUCCCCCGCAAGCCCACCCCUAUCACCAGUCCCAGCCUCUCCAACACCUCCAAAAGGAUCAAAAUAGAGAAAGACUUGGACAUGCCCCCAGCGUCUCUAAUCCCCUCAGAGAACGUCUACUCCCAAUGGCUGGUGGGUUAUGCAGCGUCACGGCACUUCAUCAAAGACCCCUUCCUUGGCUUCACUGAUUCCAGACAAUCGCCUUUCGCCACCUCCUCCGAGCACUCGUCAGAAAAUGGCAGCCUACGGUUCUCUACUCCUCCUGGGGACCUGCUGGAUGGGGGCCUUUCUGGACGCAGUGGCACUGCCAGCGGUGGCAGCACGCCUCAUCUGUCUGGAGGCCCGGGACCAGGACGUCCUAGCUCUAAAGAGAGCCGGCGCAGCGACACGUGUGAAUUCUGUGGCAAGGUUUUCAAGAACUGCAGCAACUUGACGGUGCACCGGCGCAGCCACACGGGUGAGAGGCCCUACAAGUGCGAGCUGUGCAACUAUGCCUGCGCGCAGAGCAGCAAGCUCACCCGCCACAUGAAGACGCACGGGCAGCUCGGUAAGGAAGUGUACCGCUGUGACAUUUGCCAAAUGCCCUUUAGCGUCUACAGCACGCUAGAGAAACACAUGAAAAAGUGGCAUGGCGAACAUUUGAUGACGAACGAGGUCAAAAUUGAACAAGCUGAGAGAAGCUAAGCCAGAUUUCCCAUUUUGCCUCACAAUUCCUUGAAUAUAAAAAAGGGUAGCUGGAUACUCUGUUUGUUUUCCUUUUCAAAUAAUAAUAAUAAUGAUGAUUUGAAUUAGAUUUGCCUAAGAAACUGCCAUCUGAGAAAAAAGACAGAAGCUAAGGGAAAUUGGAGCGGGUCUAAACUGCCUAAUUUGGCAUUUUUUUUUUCAGUCUGUCAGUCUAAUAAUGGACGAAUUAGAUGAUGUUUAAAUGGAGCCUUUAACUGUGCAAUAAUUUCUGUAUUUAUUGGAUUUCGUAAUGUUUUGGCAUGUGCAGGUGCAUUUUUCUUUCUUUUUUUUGUUCAUUGUCUUACUUUUAAAUUCAAAUGCUGUGAUUUUUUUUGUUGUUGUUUUUAAACCCAGACAAAACAAAAACCUGAGAUUUAAUUUUUAUCCACAACAGAGUACAAUUUGAGAGAUUUUUAGGCCGCUGCUCAUGAAAUUGUAUAUUUAAGCUACAUGUAAUUUCUUGAAGAGAAGCCGGGUUCAAUCUUCGAUUUUUAAAGAAACUGAGAAAGCUAUCUUUUGUUUGUUUGUUUGUUUGUUUGAUUAGUCAUAUUAGGAUAUAAGCGGACAACAAUCCUUAGACUUUGUAGCGUGAACUGAUUUCAGACAUGUCAAUCUAAUUGGAAAUGUAGCACUGAAUGUCGGAUGUGACAGUAAAUCUGGAGGAUUGUGGAGCUCGGGUUCUACUUAACGCAGAGAAGAAAGGUAGUUCUGGUACUAAGUACCAAUCCAGACAAGACCAAUAAAGCAAAAAUUUUGCUUCAGUUCUUGCUCAGAUGCUAAAAAGUGUACGACCGUAAUUAAUGACAACAGGUCUUUUUCUUUUCUCUUCUCUAAUGCUGACUCUUUGGUUGCUCGUUUCUCCAAGUCGUUUGCUCCAACAUUUCCUGAGCAGGAUGGCUAGAGCAAACUCCGACUAUCAACGCGACUACCUACCUAGCUAUGACUAGCGCUAUGUUUUUACAUCAACGUGGAUAAUUAUAACCACACUGACAUUCCACAGACAGCCAUACGGUCUUAUAUGGGUUGAUAUCGAAGAUUAUGCAGGAGAAAUACUAUUUAUUAUCUUAGCUAGCACCUCUGAUUCUAAUGAUUUGAUGUACAUUGAUGAACGUUUGGGGCGAAAUGUUGAAGCGAUUUAGCCAGAUUAGCAGAAAGAUUCAGUCAUACACUCAUUAAUCAUAUGUCAAAGUGCAUUUUUAUGUAUAUACCAAUUUGCAAUCAUUUUGAGAAUUAAAUUUAAAAUGUACUGUAAAGGUGAAUACAUACACAAGUCGUAUGCACGGAAAAAAAAUAUGUUUUAAUCUGUUUAAGCGAAAACAGUAAGACUUUCUUUUUCUUUCUCUCUUCUCAUUCAGGACUUCCUGUGAUGUGUAGUUGAAGUAGCAACACGCAUAAAGAAUGCGCAGCUGAAUUUUUUAAAGCUCCCCUUUCCUUUCCUCCCCCCCCCUUUUUUUUCUCUCAACGAUCACUCCCAUCACCUAAAUCACAACCUCGAUUCGUAUUUUACCACACGAGGGCCAACAGUUUAUAGAAUCGAGGAGAUAUCAUGGUUAAAAAAAGACAGAAGAAGAAAAAGAAGAGAGAAAUCAGCCGCAUCUCUUUGCAGUUCGUCCCCGCACUUUAUGAUUUGUUUUGUGCAUUCACGACUUCACGGAGAAAACGGCUUCUGAGCAAGAAAUUACGCGGAAAAAGGAUUUUUAGUUUUGCGAAAGGGAUCAUCUGAGAUUCAAGUGCCCGUGUUGCAAGGCUUGGCUUUCACAACACCGGCACUAUAAAAGUGAAAUUAAUUUAUUUGGACGGUUUUUGUACUGCCGCAUCAAUUUGACAUGAGUGUGCCUUGAAUACUGAAUACUGAUCUUCCUAUUUAUUGUCUCGCAAAAGACAAAAUGCAACGUUUUUUUUUUUGUGCAAAAAAAAAAUAUGUCCGUAGAUUUAAUCUGCUUCUAAAAAAGGAACGAAUCAGCGAUCAUAAAUAAUUCUUGAAUAAAGAUUCUUGAUAAAGCGUAAACAGCACAAUAGUGAUGUGUCUGUGUUUGUAGAUAUGUAUGCAUAUGUACAUAUAGCACAAACACACACACAUUAUAGACUUAUAUAUGUAUAUUUCUUCACUUCAGGAUACGAUGGAAUCCCUUGGUAAAAACUGUACAUUGUUUUCCAGAAGUUUUUUUUUUUUUUUACAUUUUUUUUUGCUACAAAUAGACAAGGAAGAGACUGGACGAACAUCAGGAACUACAGAAACUAAAAAAAAAAAGACUUUAGUGCACUCUGUCUUAAAAUACGUUUACAGUAUUGAAACAAGUACAAGGGUAAAAUGAUAUUUCUGUGUAUGUGUGUUUUAAACAAACAAGUAUUUUUUCGUUUUUGGUUGUUUUUUUUUUGUUUUUUUUUUAUUUUUGCUUAUAAAGUUUCUCUGAAUGCCACAGUGGCUAUGUGUAUAUUGGUUUUUUGGUGACGGGGUUUUAGUAUAUAUAUAUAAAUAUAUAAAUAUAAAUAUAUAUAUUACAUUUUUUUUCUUGUUUACUGUAAAAGUAUACCAGUAUUUGUAAUAUUGGAGAAUGCCUGGGCAUUUUACAAAAAAAAAAGGAAAAAAAAAAGUUUUUUUUAAUGAUUUUUUUUGUUUGUUUAAUUUUGCAGUCCAAUUUAAAUGGUGGGUCUCGAUUCUUUUUUUUUUUUUUUUUUUUUUUUGUCACUGUAACUGUAAAAGUCUUGAGUUUUUCGUAGCUUUCUGCCUUGGGUGUGAGAAAAUAAAGACAAAUUAAUUAAAAAGAGAACUGCAAAAUUGAGCUCAUAGGCUGAAGGGCCUGUGAUGAUGAUGAUGAUGAUGAUGAUGUCAGGAUGAUUCCCCCCAAACAUUAAUACUUUGCAGGAAAAAAAACAAUCCUUGUCAUCUGUAUGUUUUUAUUUAAGCUGGAAUGGAUUCUCUUAAAGACAAUAUAUGUCUUUGUAACGGGGCUCGAAAUGUUUGGACCUUGCGAUGCGACGUCGCCCCCUGAGCUGCCACGGUAGAUCCAUUUUUAAUUUUGGGCAGGAUAAAACGGGAAGCAUUUUGCAUUUCUGAAUAUGAAACCUGUAUAGAAGGGAUUGAAAGGUUGUUCGACGGCCUUUUACUGUAGCUGCAUAUAUGACAGUAAAUGUUUUUGCUCACUAUUAUAUUGGUUGUAAAUAUUUUUUUUAAAUGCUUACCCAGACUUUUUGCUUUUUGGUUUUCUUUGUGUGUGUUGGGAGUGGCCCGGGAGCAGCCUGUCUUUUACCUGUUCGCCCUUCCACCCCCAGCCCUGUGUGUUCGAUUCUGAGUGUAAAAACGCGGUUCUGUACGGAGCCUGCAACGUGCAGCUCUCUUAGCAUGAGAAGAAUAGAGCACAAAUACAAACUG